Molecule: messenger RNA, 1102 nt
Organism: Polyodon spathula (Mississippi paddlefish)
Lineage: Eukaryota; Metazoa; Chordata; Actinopteri; Acipenseriformes; Polyodontidae
Exons: 7
Coding region: 156-779 (207 amino acids)
Source: RefSeq, a predicted model, not a curated record
ACGUCCGCUGCCUGGUCGUUCUCACCGUGACAAAAUACAGGUCGAGACGCACCAGACGGGAGCUGCGUUUUCAAGGCAACGGCCGCCGGGUACAGAAAACAAUAAAGAGUAGGUGCAGGAAGCGUAGCUGUGUCUCUCUCCCUGCACGCAGCAGCAUGCAUUUACCCGGGCUGUCCCUUGCCAGCACCCCGAUUUCGCAGACGGUGCUCCCUCCUCGGAGACGGUACGCUGUCACCCCCUUGGCCUUGCCUGUUGUGUGUCCGGCUGUCGUCCCUCUGUCUGUCAAUCAGUGCGGCGCCCGCGUGAACCCGCUUCACCCCCCAGCUGAAAGAAGACGCACUGUGAGUCUGGAGACGCUGGCAGCGCACCACUAUAACCAGCAGAGGGUGCUGGUCAUGCAGCAGAAGGAGUUCUGCAGGUACCACCAGGGCUGGCAGAGACCUUUCUACGGCUCCUGUGCAGACAAGGAGGAGUACAGGCAGGAAGUGCGCGCCUUACUGAAGAGGCAGAUUAGAGAGAAGUGGGAGGAGCAGAGGCAGGCACUGGCCAAUCGCAUGCGAGAGGUGGAGGCAGUGAGUGAGGCAGACCGGCUGGCACUGAACCAGGACCUGGAGCAGAAUCGGAUCCGGGCCAGAGCACUCGCAGUGUUCAGAGACGAGAACAAGAGGCUGAUGGAGCAGUCCUGGAAGGAGCGCAGUGUGUCAAGGUCAUUGGAAGCCCUGAGAGAGAGAGACCUGCUGCAGUACAAUCCAAUCAACUGGAGCGGCACACUGAAAUAAGCUGAGGACUGGGUACUGGACCUGGGUUCAAUACCCCAACACAAAAAAAAGUGUGUUUUAUUUUUAUUACUGGUUAAAAGGCGCACUAAGAUGUUUCUUCUGAAACACCUUAAUACAUUAUCAUUAAGAAAAAGUUAAAAAUUGGGUAAUGAGAAGUGAAUCUUGCCUCUGAGUUUGCGAUGGUGUGUUUGAAUCCACUAGAGUAAGCAGUUCUAUAGGUGUUGUAAAGAACAGAAUGAAAGGCUAACAGGCUGACCUCUCAAUCAAGUUAUUACAUUCAUUACAGAAAUUCUCAUAAGUCUAAUAAAGAUCAUUGAUACUAA